This is a messenger RNA of Cladophialophora immunda, 3309 nucleotides long. RefSeq lists its product as uncharacterized. Bases 338 to 2986 code for a protein of 882 amino acids. The transcript has a single exon. The record is from RefSeq and is a predicted model, not a curated record. Gene Ontology annotation, molecular function: protein binding. NCBI's taxonomy places the organism in Eukaryota, Fungi, Ascomycota, Eurotiomycetes, Chaetothyriales, Herpotrichiellaceae.
GCUCAGCACUGUCCAACCCACCAUCACCACCACCACCAACACCACAUCGCAACCUCGACCUGCGCCUGAAAACCUCCUUCAGACCACAAGCCGUCGACUUUUCCACCGUGCAACCUGGCUCUUCACCUCACCCGCUUACCGUCGCUUCACCUGUCAUCCCUCCUCCAGUCAUAUCCCGCCCUCAGUGACACCUCCAUGGUCAGCUAAUAAAGGGUUCUGUCCGGCUCAGGGCUUAUGCUCUGAGCCUGUUCGCAAACCUCACGAAACACCCUCUCAGGCCCAACACAAGGUGUCUUGAAUUGCCAAAAUCCCAUUGCGUCUCAAAGAUCUAUUCAGAAUGGAAGCAACUGUGGAGGUCGAGGAAUUGCCCACUAAAUCAAUGGCCAAGGGCGCAGAGACUCUUUUGGCGAAGCAUCUUCAUGGCAAGAAACAAGAGUGGGAUGCCAUUACGGCACAUAAAGAGCCUUUGCGCCUGCUGGAUUUGCCCGUCGAUAUUCUACAAGCCAUUCUUCGAGAGCUGACGCACACCAACGACCUGACAUCCCUCGCUCUGACCCAUUCAGCCCUCCACGCACUGGUUAUCCCUCAUAUUUACGCCCGCUUUGACAUUGUCUGGCCGGAUGCAAAUGCAACAUUCGAGAAUCGCAUGGGUGUUGAUGCUCUAACCUACGGACUAGCAACCCUGGUUAUGGCUCAGGACGUUUUUGGGGAGGCCCCGUAUCAGCAGCAACCUCAACAUCAAUGUCAGAGUUGCGGUCACCAAAAUCAGGCCGCGCAUACGACCCUGGAGCGGCCUAAAAAGAUUCGGCGUGGCAAUCACUUUGCUCAGUACACCCGAAAAUUCAGCCUAGGGAAUGGGCCCGCCGAGUGGGUUCAGGAAUACCUCAUCACGAAAGAGGGAGGGAAGAUGCUAGGGACUUUGGUCGCGCUCGCGGUAGGGAGGAUGCGGAAUCUAGAAGCUUUCAUUUGGGACAUGCCCACAGGCGUCCUUCGAGAUGUCUGGAUGGCUCUGGCUUCGCUCGGCAAUCGCGAUGAUGGACAGGAAUGUCGUCUCGAAAGAGUCUGGGUUCGCUGGCAUGACAACCAAGACCAGGGGCCUUUGGCGUCUCCCCCGCCACCGGGAUCCGUUCCAGGGCCGCAGGCUUCCAACUUGCCGUCGAUACUGGCGGGAUCUGCCAACUCUCUCUUCCAGAUCCCACCAUAUCCUCGAGUUGAGUUUCCAACAUUUUCGAUUCUGCCACCUCUCAAGAGCUUAAGUGUCCUCGAUAUUGACGAAUUACCCUACGCGGAGGAGAUGAGUGUUCUCAUCGAGAGGUCCUUAGGGAGAAUCCAAGAGCUCCGCGUAGGCAUAGCUUCGCACGCUCAGUUCGACAUAUGGGCCCGGCCCUCAGAAGAUCGAACCUCUAUUCUGCCUCCCCUUAUGCCUGGCAUGAGUGACCAGACUCCGCGGCCAGGAGGUAUCCUUGGUAUCCUCGUGCAUCGAUUCUGCGACGCCUUCUCUCAUUAUGCUCAGAGUCGACCGUCAUCGACCCUAGACUCGCAACAGGAUCCGGCCCAAAACGCUGUGACUGUGGACACGUCUCGAGAACAGGAGAGAGAGGAAGAUGGUCAAGGCCCAGUCAGCACUUCAGAGAUGAACCAGUUGGGUGCCCUAUUGUCCGCUCACAGUAUCCAGGAUGACCACUCUGAUGUGGUUUCUGCCUCAUCGACGAAACAACGAUCACUUGAAGACCCCAGCCUCGUCUCGAAUCCUAGUCAACUACACAGUGCCGGCGACGCAUUUCAGGACUCACAGAGAGAAGGCCGCCCGGCACGAAAGUUGCAGCUGGAAACGCUGGAACUGGAACGGGUCUACCUGUCAAUAGCCGUGCUUUCAAAAGCGAUCGACUGGUCACGACUGACGACUUUAACUCUUCUAGGGUGCCGAAACCACGAUCAGUUGUGGAAAGCGCUUCGAAAACGCUUCACUCCGACAAGCCGGAGGAGAGUGUCGGCAACACCGUUCAGGAUUUCGGCAAAUGGGAUGUCGAGCAUGUUGCUUCGGUCACAAAUCAGCACGCCGCCAACCCCUGUACCCUCGUCGUCUGAUUAUCCCCUGAGAUUGAGGCGGUUACACACUGACAUGGUGUCUCCAUCGUUGAUCGCGUUCAUCAAAGAUACUCUUGCAUCGGACAGCCUCGAAUGGCUUUUCCUUCAAGAGAACACGACUUACAAGUCGCCGGUGUCCAUCGACAUGAUCUACAAAAGCGCAAUCCGGCGGCAUCGUUCUAGCCUAACCAAGCUGCUCAUCGACAGCACACUCCGAACCGAGGACCCAGAUCGUCCUAAUACCAACUGGAGGAGGUGGGUGUGCAGCCGGGAGCUGAUCACUUGUAUUACCAGCGGCAAAAUGAAACUACGAGAGUUGAGCAUGUCAAUUGAUUACAAGGACUGGCACUAUUUCCUCCGGCGUUUGCCGAACGCGACGACCCUGCGCUCAUUGCACAUCUCGCAUAUCGCCGAACACAUCAACGGCACGGUCCACUCUCGCGAAGCGGCAUCGCAAGUCCUUGAUAUCGUCGCCCUCAGACCCGAGCUUGAACUGUGCUACCUCGGAAUCCAGGGCCAGUGUUUCGAAAUCUUGGAGUAUGCGAGUACUCGAAAGGGUCCCAAUUCAGGAACGAGUGGCGGUGAUCACUCCGGAGACGAUGUUGGACCAGAUGGCGAGACAGCGGCGCCAAAUCCCAGCCAAACCCAGACGCAUCACGACCACGACUCUCACGACGAGGAACCGGGUGACAAUGGCGAAGGUGGAGACCCGAAUGACGACAGCGACUUUGACGCCGUUUCCGACGAUGUUAACGACCUGACGGAUGAUGAGGACGGGAGCGAAAAUGGAGGAGAAGGCGCCAAUUCGGGGGGGCCGAAACCGACCUGGAGGUUAAGAGAGAUCUUGUUCUACGAUGACAAGAUUUCGAUCUUCAAGGCGAGGCACGGACGGUUAUAAUACGAAUGCAAAUGUAAUCCAGAGAAUGCUAAGAGUUGGACUGUGAAACAAUGAUAGGGAAGCAUGGGCUAAAGGAACGGGAGCUUGGUAUGAAUGGGGGGGACUCUGGAAAUUGGGCUGAGGCGUGACUGGGGGACCUGCGACGGUAGAGUGUUGACAGGCAUUUCUACUUGGACGGCGCCCUACGACAUAUGGCAACGACAGCGUGAAGCACAAUCCAAAAUCAGACCUCAAGCUGCUUUUUGCGGGCCGCUUGCGAACCACCACAAUAUCAUAUAUAUAUAUAUAUCUAGUACGAAAUACAAUCAAAGCGAUGACGAGGA